ACCAUAAACACAUUUGGCACCACAGGAUAAAACUCCAACCAGAAUAAACAAGUAAAAUACUUAAAUAAAAACGUGCAUACAUAAAUAAAUGCGAAUAAGUGUUAAAAGGCAAGAAAGAGAAGCAUCAAAGUAGAACACGUUCGACCCGUCGCCAUGAAGGGAAACCCCGAGGGAGUCAUCCAAGGAUAACCCAGCGCGGACCCCACUCCUGCUACCCGGCGAGGGUUCAGGAGCCCGACGGGGCGAGUGUUCUGGGGCCAGAGAGGGCCAAUGUUCUGUGGCCUAGGGGCGAGUGUUCUGGGUCCCGUGGACCUCCUGGACGGAUUCUGCUUUGGAUAAGGGGCGCUUCUGACCCGCACCAGGCUAGCUGUGAGCUGUUGAGUCUUCCGCCAGCAGCCUGGCUUCCAGCACAGCGACCAGAGGCAGCGACGUAGUUCGAGACUCACGUCGUUGGUCAUUCACGUAGGUCGCGAUGUACGUCGUUGGUCAGUCACGGGGCUCGGCCCUACUGGGCUGUCUUUGGAGCUCAGGUUCGGUUAGUGGGAGGGUAUGUGGUUGAGUUGGGUUCUCUCUCGGUGUCGACAUGGAUCUUGUUAAAAGAGCGAGCUACAGCAGGAGGAACAUAAUGUGGACAUUCGGAGGAAUGACUUCCGUAGGAAACGGCCUGGAGGCAGAGGAGGAGUUAAAGAAUGCAACGGACUGACUGAGUGGACUUGAUAACAAGUUAGAGAAAACCAAACAAGGAUAUUUCAUCCUUCUUUCAACAUGUCCGUUUUCAACAUGUGAAAGGAGAAGUCAUAAUCUUGUCCCAAGUUCAUCAGAAUUGCAGAGCAGCGUCAGCUUAAGUAUCCUCAACACACAAGACAUCCUAUUCACUUCAAUAAAGAGAAGGUAGGACCACCUCCCAGAGCGUCAUGUCUUGGUACCUGAGGCACUUCACUGCUGUGGGGGAUGAGAAGACAGAACCAGGUACUUGGGAACAGUUGGAGGAGGACAGUGAGGAAGUGAGUCCCUCCCCAGGCCAGCCUCCCCCCCGCCCGGGCUUCAGGGAGGCCCUUCAGCAGCUCUACUGCUCUACCCGGUUUCAGGUGGUGGUUGUGUGUUUGGUAGUCUUGGAUGCCAUAUUUGUUAUGGGCGAGGUGCUGAUAGAUCUGGCCAUCAUAAAACUGGAAGAGCAUCAUGUUCUGCCUGAGGUGUUCCACUACCUGAGUCUGGCGCUGCUGACGUUCUUUAUGAUUGAGCUGGUUGGCAAGCUAUACGCUUACCGGCUGGAGUUCUUCCAGCACAAGUUUGAGGUGUUUGACGGCCUGGUGGUGGUGGUGUCGUUUGUCCUGGACAUCGUCUUCGUGGCUCGCGAGGAUGUUUUAGACGGGGUGGGCUUCCUCAUUCUCCUGCGGCUUUGGCGGGUGGCCAGGAUCAUAAACGGAAUCCUGGUCUCCCUGAAGACCCGUGCUGACCAUCGACUUCAUAAACUAAAGGAGAGUUACGAUCAUCUGGUCCAAAGAUCUACUGAGCUGCAGGAACGCAGUGAUAAGAUGGAGCAAGAGAACAACAGACUCUGUGCCCUUCUGAGACAAAAUGGCAUAGAAUUUGAAUUCUAGUAGUUCAAACCUUAUGCAGUGGUUAUUCAUUUCAUCUGCCUUUCUAGAUGUAUUCUCAACAUUUAGAACUUUAGAACUCUAUUCACUGUCAAUCAAUAUAGCUAAGCUGAUAUCUUUGACCGAUAUGAAAUAAAGUCCUGAAACAACAAUGUAACAGAUUUCCUACUGAGACUGCUUGUACGCUGCUUAGCCGAACCAAACUGCUUGCAUCAUGUGAAAGGAAAGAAGAAUUCAAAAGGCAGCUUGGCGUCGAUGGUGGGUGGAGCUUGGAACCCUGGCUCUGAAGGGGUGGAAACGGAGACGAAGCUCACUGAGCUGGUGACCGUGACAGAAGUGCUUCCUCCAAAGAGCAAGGCCUGGGUGGGGGGGGGAUAUGAGGAAGGCACAAGUUAGAGGCAAUUAGUUAUUGUUUUCCUGAUUGGUUGCGUUGGGGGGUAGCCUUAGAGAGAAAUUUUGGCCAGGGUGCUUCUGUUUGUACAAAAUGCUGUUGCUUUGUUUGUUAUAUUUCAAAUUACCCUGGACAUCCAACAUGAAUGUUAUCAAGUUGUCACUAUUUCAUGCAGAGCUUCCCUACAAACAAAUAAAACAACUGAUCAUUCUCAC
Messenger RNA from Gadus morhua (Atlantic cod), 2204 nucleotides. It is a transcript of the gene hvcn1, whose product is annotated as hydrogen voltage-gated channel 1. The record is from RefSeq and is a predicted model, not a curated record. The coding region runs from base 915 to 1601 and encodes 228 amino acids. The transcript is spliced from 7 exons. Lineage: Eukaryota; Metazoa; Chordata; Actinopteri; Gadiformes; Gadidae. Gene Ontology annotation, cellular component: plasma membrane. Gene Ontology annotation, molecular function: voltage-gated proton channel activity. Gene Ontology annotation, biological process: proton transmembrane transport.